ACUAUGGACGAUCGUGACAAACUUUCAGACUCUGAUUCCCAAGGAGAAGGGAGCCCAUUUUCAGAUUCACAGAAUCAUGGGGUGGUCCUUAGUCAUUUCAUCGAAUCUGUUCGGCCCUUGGUUGAGUUGAUUGACUCUCUGAGGUUGAUUGGCAUUGAUGAAGACAUUGGUCUGCCAUCCAUUGCAGUGGUGGGAGAUCAGAGUUCUGGAAAGAGUUCUGUUUUAGAGGCUCUGUCAGGGGUGGCUCUACCUAGAGGAAGUGGUAUUGUUACGCGCUGUCCUCUUGAGUUGAAAUUACGGAAGCUCAAAAAAGGACCAUGGUCAGGAAUCAUAUCUUACAAUGGUCACAAAGAGACGUUUCAUGACCCAUUAAAGGUGGAUCACCUUGUUAGAGAAGCUCAAAACAAGCUUGCUGGAAAUACAGUUGGAAUCUGCGAUGAACUCAUCACUUUAGAGAUUUCAUCUCCUGAUGUGUGUGACCUCACUCUGAUUGAUCUCCCUGGUAUAACCCGUGUUCCUGUGCAUGGUCAACCUGAGGAUAUUGGAGAUCAGAUCAAAACCUUAAUACUGAAAUAUAUUGCCAAAAGAGAAACCAUCAAUCUAGUUGUUGUACCCUGCAAUGUGGACAUAGCGACAACAGAAGCACUAAGAAUGGCACAAGAAGUAGACCCAGAAGGACACAGAACACUUGCAAUUCUCACAAAACCAGAUCUUAUUGACAGAGGAGCAGAGAUUGAUGUUUUAAACAUUGUGCAGGGCAAAAUCAUUCCUCUCAGCAAAGGUUACAUUAUUGUGCGAUGUCGUGGUCAGAGUGACAUCAACAACAAAAUCCCUCUUGAUAAAGCCAUGCAGAUGGAAAUGAAAUUCUUUAGGAACCACCAUUAUUUCAGCUCUCUACUUAAUGAUAGAAAAGCAUCUACUCAAUGCCUGGCAGACAAGCUGACAAAAGAACUGGUUGAUCAUAUCAAGAAAUCACUACCAUACUUGACUGAGCAGAUUCAGACUAGGCUACUCAAUGUGCAAAGAGAGCUUAAAUCCUAUGAGCAGGGUCCUCCUCUGGAAGAGGAAUUGAUGGGACCUUUUCUUAGUGAGAUCAUAAUGAAGUUCAGCAAUCAAAUUCAUGAAUUGAGCAGGACAGGGCGUUCAAAAAACAAAAAUAUUUACGCCCUUCUACGUCCUGUGUUCAAGAAAUGGGAUGUCUACCUGAGAGGCACUGAAGUGUCAUUCACUGCAAAAGUGAAGGAAAUGAUAGACAAGUAUAAUGAGAUGCAUCGUGGCAGAGAGCUGCUAACUUUCAGUGAUUUCUGUAAAUUUGAGUGUGUCAUCAAAGACCAUGUGGCAGCCCUUCAAGACCCAGCUUUGGCAAUCCUGAAGCAUAUACGAGAUAUUGUUCAGAAUGAGUUCCAGGAGUUAUGUUGUUCAUCUUUUGAACAGUACCCUCAACUUAGAUACAUUGUCUCUAAUAUGGUUAAUGACAUUCAGUCAAAACAAGAGUCCAAAGGGGAGAAAAGAAUCAGGGAAUUUAUUAAUAUGGAGCAACUGAUCUUUACUCAAGACAAGGUGUUACAACAGAAACUUAACCACUCUGACAUACCUCAGGAGGCUGGAGUGGACUCUAGUGAAGAGAACCUCUAUGAUGAUGAUGACAAGAUUUUUAAUUCCAAAGGCUGUGCCUUGUUGGAUGCUAGAAAUCUAACUCCAGACAAACUUGCUCUGUACCAUGAGAUAGUCUAUCAACGCCUGACAGACUAUGUGCCCAUGCUGAUAAUUCUCUUCAUGCUGAAGGAUGCAGCCAAUACCUUGCGGCAUCAGAUGAUGGAACUGAGGAACGGGGCAGAUGUGGUCAAACUACUGAGUGAGGAUUCAGAAAGAGGUCGCAUGAGAGCUAAUCUAAAGCAUCGUCUUGACCGUCUCACCCAAGCUCGAGAUCUGAUCAGCAUCAGACUCUAAGACAGCAGAGCUCUUAAUACAUUUUAUGUCAGGCCUAAGUAAUAAUAAAAAAAUACAUUGCACAUCUAUAUUGUUAAACCAAACAAUAUUGUUAAACCAAACAGUAAUUUUUUUUUCUUUGGAAUAAU
Messenger RNA from Myxocyprinus asiaticus (Chinese sucker), 2078 nucleotides. RefSeq names its product myxovirus (influenza virus) resistance F (gene mxf). Lineage: Eukaryota; Metazoa; Chordata; Actinopteri; Cypriniformes; Catostomidae. The record is from RefSeq and is a predicted model, not a curated record. The transcript has 13 exons. Gene Ontology annotation, molecular function: microtubule binding; GTPase activity; GTP binding. The coding region runs from base 4 to 1950 and encodes 648 amino acids. Gene Ontology annotation, cellular component: nucleus; cytoplasm; membrane. Gene Ontology annotation, biological process: defense response to virus.